CCCGCCCCUUCGAUCCCCUCCUCCGCCGCCCCACCUCCGCCGCCGCCGGCCGCGGCAUGCUCCUCUCCUGCUCGGCCUCCGCCUCCGGUCCCGCUCCCCGGCCCCCGAGCGGCGACCGCUGAUUCGUUAGCGUCUCUCUCUCUCUCUCUCUCUCUCUCUCUCGGUUGACCUGACCUCCCCCCGAGCCGCCGGUGCGCGCGCUGGUGGCGGCGGCGGCGGCGGCGGCGGCGGCUGCGGCUACGUCGUUUUCUUCGGACCCUGGACCCUAGGGAGGGUUUUUGUUCUUUCUAGAUGGAGCAAGCGGUCCUGGACGACAUCAUCAGCCGGCUCCUGGAGGUUCGCACCCGGCCCGGGAAGCAAGUCCAGCUGUCGGAGGGGGAGAUCCGGCAGCUUUGCGUGGCCUCGAAGGACAUCUUCAUGCAGCAGCCCAAUCUGCUGGAUCUCGAGGCGCCGAUUAAGAUAUGCGGGGACAUCCACGGACAAUACUCGGAUCUUUUGAGACUUUUUGAGUAUGGGGGAUUGCCUCCUCAUGCCAAUUACUUGUUUUUGGGGGACUAUGUGGAUAGAGGCAAGCAAAGUCUGGAGACAAUAUGUCUACUCCUAGCAUAUAAGAUUAAAUACCCCGAAAACUUUUUCCUCUUGAGAGGAAACCACGAAUGUGCUUCUAUAAAUCGGAUAUAUGGAUUUUAUGAUGAGUGUAAGAGAAGGUUCAAUGUCAGGUUGUGGAAGACUUUCACAGACUGCUUUAAUUGUCUGCCUGUGGCAGCCUUGAUAGAUGAGAAGAUUCUGUGCAUGCAUGGCGGUCUUUCACCUGACUUACACCAUUUAGACCAAAUUAGGAACUUGCAGCGUCCCACGGAUGUACCAGAUACUGGUUUGCUCUGUGAUCUUCUCUGGUCAGAUCCUAGCAAGGAUGUACAGGGCUGGGGAAUGAAUGACCGAGGAGUUUCAUAUACCUUUGGGUCAGACAAGGUGACAGAGUUUCUCGAGAAGCAUGAUCUGGACCUUGUUUGCCGUGCUCAUCAGGUUGUGGAGGAUGGCUACGAAUUCUUUGCUAACCGGCAACUAGUAACUAUAUUUUCGGCACCUAACUACUGUGGGGAGUUUGACAAUGCUGGUGCCAUGAUGAGUGUUGAUGAGACCCUGAUGUGCUCUUUCCAAAUACUAAAGCCUGCUGAUAAGAAGCUAAAAUUUAACUCUGGAGCCAUGACAAUGACUCCUGCUAAGCCUUUGAGUUCUCCCUCAGGAGCCAAUGCUUUUGGGAGCACGACAACAGCAAAGCCUGGAAAUACUCCAACUGGCGUAAAGUCUUUCCUCGGUGCAAAAGUUUGAUAAGUAGGUAGGUUGGUAGAGAGGCAUUGAGAGACCUGUACGCACAGAGCACGUGAGGAUUGCAAACGGAGGAAACUCGAGAUCAUUUUGAUUUUCUCUGUAAUUUGCUGCAUUGUAAAGAAGUGGGAGGGGAAAAGAUAUUGUUUUCCUUGAUAUAAAGCUGGGUUUGAAUUUUAGAAGGCGGUAACUCCGUUCGCCUCCUCUUUGUACACUAAUAGCUGCCUCAGUUGCUGGUAAUUAUUAGAGUUCUGCGUCAAUAUCUCCAUCGUCUGUGAUUGAGGCUGUGAAGAAUGUGAUUUUGCGUCUUUAACCUCACUUGAAGAAUCUGCUUGGACUUCUCUUCUAUCA
Messenger RNA from Syzygium oleosum, 1680 nucleotides. RefSeq names its product serine/threonine-protein phosphatase PP1-like. The coding region runs from base 292 to 1332 and encodes 346 amino acids. Gene Ontology annotation, molecular function: protein serine/threonine phosphatase activity. The record is from RefSeq and is a predicted model, not a curated record. NCBI's taxonomy places the organism in Eukaryota, Viridiplantae, Streptophyta, Magnoliopsida, Myrtales, Myrtaceae. Gene Ontology annotation, cellular component: nucleus; cytoplasm. The transcript is spliced from 4 exons.